UUUACUUUUACUAUCUCUCCUUUACUUCAUCUCCAGAAAAUAAUAUUCUCCGUUCCAUCUCCAUUUCCGUCUCCAUCACCAACCACUCUUCUCUUCCCGCUCCUACGCCUCCAGUGAAUAUUGAUAGACGUGGAGCCGUGGAGGUGAAUUGAGGUGGAAAGAAGAGAGUUAAAGAGGAAUAAGAAGAAAAGAAGAAAAGAAGAAAAGAUAGAAAGUGAUAUAAAAAAGAGUUUUUAUUUAUUUAUUUAUUAUUAUAAGCAAAUUUCAUUGACAAGAGCAAUGAUUUGAGGCACAAGAUGUGCUCAAGCCCCAUGUUAGAGAGAGAUGAAAAAAGAAAAGGAGUUUAUGAGAAUCCAUGUGACUACUCCAAUGGCAAAUGGGUCCGUACAAAAAGAGGCCCUUUGUACAAUGGAACCACCUGUGUUAAGAUGAAAAAAAAUCAAAACUGCAUCGCCAAUGGAAGGCCUGAUUCGGGGUUCCUUUAUUGGAAAUGGAAACCAAGUGAAUGCCAUCUUCCAAGGUUUGACCCCAACACUUUUCUCCAAUUCAUAAGUAACAAACAUGUAGCUUUUGUUGGAGACUCUAUAUCAAGGAACCACCUAGAGUCCCUUCUUUGCAUGUUAGCCACCGUCACAAAACCAAACCGUGUCCGACACCAAGGUUCUCGUCGGUGGCAUUUUCCUUCUCACAACGCUAUCUUGUCCUUCUAUUGGUCCCCAUUUCUUGUACAAGGUAUCCCAAGAAAAAACCCGGGACCACAUUAUAAUACAGUGUUUUUGGAUCGUGUUAAUUUGAGGUGGGCAAGGGAUAUGGAUCAAAUGGACAUGAUCGUGUUGUCCUUUGGGCAUUGGUUUAAUGUUCCUUCAGUUUUCUACGAGGGUGAUGAUAAAGUCUUAGGAUGCCAUAACCAUCCUGUUACUAAUUGCACUACCGAGAUUGGUUUUUAUGGUCCAAUAAGAAGGGCUUUAAGGAUUGCUCUUAAUAGCAUAAUUGAGAGGAAGGUAAGUAAAGGAAAUGGAGUUGAUGUAAUUGUGAGAACAUACUCUCCUUCUCAUUUUGAAGGUGAUUGGGAUACGGGGGGUACUUGUGCAAAGACUAAUCCUUAUGGAGUAGGGCAGAGGCAACUUGAAGGAGAAAAUGCUGUAAUCAGAAGGAUUCAGUUGGAAGAAGUGGAAAAUGCUAAGGUGAAAGCAAAACAAUUUAGAGGGUUUAGGUUGGAGGUACUUGAUGUAACAAAAUUAGCAUUGUUAAGACCAGAUGGCCAUCCUGGUGCUUAUAUGAAUCCUUUCCCAUUUGCUAAUGGGGUUAAUCCAAAGAAGCCUGUGCAGAAUGAUUGUGUUCAUUGGUGCUUGCCGGGGCCUAUAGACACAUGGAGUGGGAUUUUUUUGGAGAUGAUGAAAAACAUGGCACGAGCAGCAUAGGAGAGAAGAGUGAAGCAUUACUCAUUUUUCUUGUUAAUUCAUUGCAUUGAUUUUUCCGCCAUACAGGUGAUGUGUUGCAUUAGAAACUAGAAAGAGUAUUUUGUUUUUCUCUUUGACAGCAAACAACAACUUUAGAGUUUGUAAUUAGAUUCGUGGUGGGAGUAAUGAGAAUUACAGUCAAACUUAAUUUUGUAAAAAUAAAGAUGUUUGGUUAUUAUUCGGUAAAAAUGAAUUUGUUUCAAAACCUUAGUUUGAUUUGAAAGGGAUUGAAGUAUGCAUUGAGUUGGAAAGUUUACAAUAAGUUUUAUAGCAAAUUUUCUUCCAAGAUUAAAGCUUUCAGACAUAAAACACGUACUAUCAAUUUAUAAAUCAAUUUCAUUCAAAAUAAAUUUUGCAAACACUUAUAUAGGAAAGGAUUGUAUCAAGUGAUCAGAUAUCAUAAAUGAAAGAAGGAAAAUAAAAAUUACCGUAGCUUUUCAGGGUAUAUAAGCCCAUUUACUUUGCCUUUUGUAAUCAAGGCAUUGGGUGGGUAGUUCAUGGUUUGGUGGAAAAAUUAACUCCACCACCGACAAAGAAAAUUGAGGUUCGGACUUCGGAUAUGCAUGUGUGUAUCCCUUUGUGUGAGAAAAAUGAAGCCACCGAAAGUAGAAGAAAGAAAACCAUCGUGACUGAUCAGAAAAUUGAGACCAGUGGUGCGGUAAAGAUUAAAAAAAAAAUGCUCUACUAUCAGAUCUGUUAUCCAGUGAGUUUUAUCUUGGUAUCAAUUUAUCUGUAUUUUGGGCUCUUUCUACUGUCUGUAGAUACCUAUUUGGGUUUAUUGCAUUGAGGCAGAGCACCGGAAGCGAAGACGAGGUCCCAAGGUCAAAACCUGUUCUGAAGUUGUCCAACAGAUAUAUAAGCUGUACUCCAAGGAUUGAGACAGCCGAUGUGGGACUUGGAUAUUUCCCAAUAAGCUCUAGGAGAACUUGUGGCAAACCCAGUAAUUAUUAUUAGUGAAAGAUUUUAUUUGUUAUCUUUCCCCAAUAAUUAGCUACUCAGCAUGUUACAAGUUAAAUUUUUUUAGUUUC
This is a messenger RNA of Glycine soja, 2488 nucleotides long. RefSeq names its product protein ALTERED XYLOGLUCAN 4-like. The transcript has 3 exons. NCBI's taxonomy places the organism in Eukaryota, Viridiplantae, Streptophyta, Magnoliopsida, Fabales, Fabaceae. Gene Ontology annotation, cellular component: Golgi apparatus. Bases 297 to 1421 code for a protein of 374 amino acids. The record is from RefSeq and is a predicted model, not a curated record. Gene Ontology annotation, molecular function: O-acetyltransferase activity.